CACUUCUGCCAAUGUCAACCAGCCUCGACACCGGUGGCUUUGGGUUGUCGCAGGCGGACGGAACGUCAUAAUCCAAUUAGCAGCACUAGUUGAGUUCGCUAACCCAACUAGCUAGCCUGGCCAACAACCGACUGCACUGCUAACUAAACUGAACGUGUGAGUGGUUUGUCAUUUUUGAGACAGCAGUGAACAAGUCAAGGAGAGAAGCAACAACCAAAGAGGGAAACCUUUCAGGUUAUCAACAUCAUUGGUCAUCUAAUGGCAGGAAGGAUGCUGGCGCUACGCCGGAUGCUAGGGAGCACAGGUGCGCACUCGGCCGCGGCGCAGCAGUGCGUCUCGCCUCAUCUGGCCCAGCGCUACAGCACCGCAGCAAAGCAACAGGAGAAUCCAAAGAAGACUAAAUUUGGGCCCUUGAGUGAUCAAGACCGGAUUUUCACAAACUUGUAUGGCCGUCAUGACUGGAGUCUGACGGGUGCUCUGCGUCGGGGUGACUGGUAUAAGACUAAAGAGAUCCUCCUGAAGGGGACCGACUGGAUCCUGAAUGAGGUCAAGGUGUCUGGUCUGAGAGGGAGAGGAGGAGCUGGCUUCCCCACCGGCAUGAAGUGGGGCUUCAUGAACAAACCCAGCGACGGCAGACCUAAGUACCUGGUAGUGAAUGCAGAUGAAGGAGAGCCAGGGACGUGUAAGGACAGAGAGAUCAUGCGUCACGACCCUCACAAGCUGGUGGAGGGCUGCCUGGUGGCUGGGAGGGCCAUGGGAGCCCACGCCGCUUACAUCUACAUCAGAGGAGAGUUCUACAACGAGUCCUCCAAUACACAGGUGGCGAUAAACGAGGCGUAUGCAGCAGGGUUGAUAGGUAAGAACGCGUGUGGCUCUGGGUACGACUUUGAUGUGUUUGUGAUGCGGGGGGCAGGAGCCUACAUCUGUGGGGAGGAGACGGCCCUCAUCGAGUCCCUGGAGGGCAAGCAGGGGAAACCCAGACUCAAACCACCCUUCCCCGCUGACAUAGGGGUGUUCGGAUGCCCAACAACGGUUGCUAAUGUGGAGACGGUUGCCGUGGCGCCUGCUAUCUGUCGUCGAGGUGGAGCGUGGUUUGCGAGCUUCGGGAGAGAGAGGAAUGCUGGGACAAAGCUUUUCAACAUCUCUGGUCACGUAAACACUCCGUGCACAGUAGAGGAAGAGAUGUCCAUUCCUCUCAGAGAACUCAUAGACAGACACGCAGGAGGUGUGAGGGGCGGCUGGGACAACCUACUGGGAGUGAUCCCUGGAGGCUCCUCGACACCCAUUAUCCCUCGCUCUGUGUGUGAUGAUGUCAUGAUGGAUUUUGAUGACCUCGUCCGUGCAGAGUCCGCUCUGGGCACCGCCGCUGUCAUCGUCAUGGACAAAUCUACUGAUGUAAUCAGAGCCAUCGCCCGUCUGGUUGAGUUCUAUAAACAUGAGAGCUGUGGCCAGUGCACCCCCUGCAGGGAAGGAGUGGACUGGAUGGAUAAGAUGAUGUGGCGGUUUGUGCGUGGCGACGCAGCCAACUCAGAGAUUGAUAUGAUCUGGGAGCUGAGUAAACAGAUCGAGGGCCAUACCAUCUGUGCUCUGGGGGACGGGGCUGCAUGGCCUGUACAGGGUCUGGUUCGCCACUUCCGUCCGGUCAUGGAGAGCCGCAUCUCGGAGUACCACAAGAAGAACCCUGCCAGGGAGGCUGACAUUGAGAUGAUCUGAGCUGAGACAGAUAUCAGACUGAGACUAAACUCCCUGCUCCUAACACACUGAUCUUAUCACUCCUCACUUCAAAUCAUUUCCAUUGCUCAAUGACUGCUUCCGUUUUAUUGGCUAUUUACUGUAUGUUAAUGAACCUAGCACCUAUUCAAUACCGACCCACUUUGUUUGUUUUUAUGCAUGUUUGUUAUUGUGUUCAUGUAUUUAUUCAUUUCAUGUAUGUACUUCAGAUGACCUCUGAAUAUACAAGGUUCACCACCUCUUUCUGCAGCUCCUCCACCUCUCCUUUCAGCUCCUUC
Molecule: messenger RNA, 2009 nt
Organism: Salmo salar (Atlantic salmon)
Lineage: Eukaryota; Metazoa; Chordata; Actinopteri; Salmoniformes; Salmonidae
Product: NADH dehydrogenase [ubiquinone] flavoprotein 1, mitochondrial
Biological process (GO): mitochondrial electron transport, NADH to ubiquinone
Cellular component (GO): respiratory chain complex I
Molecular function (GO): NAD binding; FMN binding; 4 iron, 4 sulfur cluster binding
Source: RefSeq, a predicted model, not a curated record